This is a messenger RNA of Botrytis sinoallii, 1560 nucleotides long. RefSeq lists its product as uncharacterized. The transcript is spliced from 2 exons. The coding region runs from base 1 to 1560 and encodes 519 amino acids. The record is from RefSeq and is a predicted model, not a curated record. Lineage: Eukaryota; Fungi; Ascomycota; Leotiomycetes; Helotiales; Sclerotiniaceae.
AUGUCCUACGAUAUAGAAGACGGUGCUCCCACCACCCUUAGCCUCUCCUCAAUAAACAGCACCAGCACCUCUCCCUCUCAAUCCCUCAUCCCUAGUUCAGCCUCCCCCCAUGCUCACUUCUCAAUGAGCACGUAUCAAUUCCCCGACUCACCCGCACUCGGACCCGUUCCCGCAGUCAUUAAAUCCUCCAACGGGAAUCUCUUCUGGGCCGACGAAUCCUGUGCUCGUCGCGUGGGACUCACCUGCAACGAAGCUCGUCUCUUCCUGCAAUUGCAAUCCGGUAAUUACAAUUACUCGGACUAUUCUCCCAUGUUCCAUGCUUUUGGAGAGGAGAAGAAGAAUCUCCAGCGCAAACUCGGGGAAUUGAAAUGGUGGCAGGUGGAACGGAGAAAGGAGUGGGAGAAGAGAGUAGAGUGGUUGAGGAAGAUGGAGGAACCGAGACUUUGGUUGCUUUAUUUGAUGGCGAGGAAAAGGAGGAUUUUGUGGGUGGCUUGUAGAAGGGUUCUGGAUAGGUUAAGAUAUAAGAGGGAGGAAAGGGAGGAAAGGGAGGAAAGGAAGAGGAAUUCUCAAAUAGGGAUUGAGACUUUGGAAGAAUCUACUACGGGGGAAAAUUCAAGUUCAUUGGAUUCCGAAGACACGCAAUCGGAUGAUAGCGAGCAAUCGGUAACCGAACUAACUACAGACACACUCACCCAUCUGGUUCCCGCCCAUCAAUCUACCUCUCAACCAGCAAGCACACAUUCUCACGAAUCCUCCACCCACUCUCAUUCUCAUUCCUGCUUACACAAACUCACCAGCAAAAUGAGACAACCCGAGAAGUCUCACCCCGACCCAUCCUCCAAUUCCUGUCCAAUCUUUGAUCGUCCCUUAUCCGCUACUACCUCCUCCCUCCAAGCCCUCACCACCCUCCUCCUCCCCCCUCAAUCCCCCUACCUAGUCCUCGGCUACUUCCCCACCUCCUCCCUCGAUCCCCACGAAACCUACAUCUCCCUCUCCGACCCCCGUACUCUCUUCUCCUCUCUCCAUCACGCGGAGCGCUCUCUCCGGGGCGCUCGACGCUUUUUCUCCCUCAAAUCGCUCGCGGGCUUUGGUCUGUAUAAAUGCGAUAUUGAGCGCGGUGCGCACAUGAAGAUUGGGCUGAAGGAAGAGGAGAAAGUGGUGUUGAGGAAGUUUUAUGCGGCGUACAAGGUGAAGAGGAGGAGUAUCCCGUGGUUUGGGAGGGGAGAGUGGGAUGAGGAUGUUGGGAGGGCGUGGUUGGGGUGGGUGGAGAAGAGUUUGAAUGAGGGGGGUCAUAGGAAGGAUGGGAAGGGGGAGAGUGCAGAGAGGGCUAAAGGACCGUUGGAGGGGAGGUGGAGUUUGGAGUUGGUAUAUGAUUGGUGUCCAUAUCGACUCAGCGCCGUAGUCAUCACCCCGCUACUUCUCAGUCUCAUAGUAGGAACUUGGUUCAUGGCAGUAACCGGUGAUGUAAUCACAGCUUGGACAUUGGCUUUGUAUAUUGUGACGGCGGCUGCGGCUAUCGUUGCACUAUUGGGUAUUAUUGGGAGUUUGAAGGAUGUUUAA